CCUCCACAGUCAGCCGGGAUCAGAUCCGGCAUCCUGAGACACUCAGCUCCAUGAAGAGGUUUAUUUGUAUCUUUACCUGCCUGCUUAACAGAGUUUUCUUCCGAUUUAAGUACCGCCGUCCUCAACACUCCUCAUUCCGCCGUUCAGAGUCAGCUGAGGACGUCCAGCUGGCUCCACCAGUUAGCAUUAGCAUUAGCUUGUUGUGCUGUAUCGUCGCUGUAGGAAGUGAUGCAUGAAAAAUACGCCAGUCGUUUGGCAGGAAAUGAUGUUAUGUUAGAUCCACCCAAGGAACAACGGCGAUAGAAAAAAAAGAUGGCGAUGAAAAAAAAGAUGGCGAUGAAAAUUGCUAUGUCGUGCCUCCUGUUAAUUUUACCGUGUGGUUUGGCUUUACCCGACCAUCAGGUCAUCAGAGCUCAGAUCGGACAGACGGUCAUCCUGCCAUGUUCCUAUCAGAGCCACACUCCAGUAUUAGUACUACAAUGGAACCAGACCAACAUACAGGCGGAGCAUGAGAACGACUACGUCCUCCUCAACCGAGAAGGGUCUCUGGUCACAGAUCAUCAACUGCAGCGCUUCCGAGGCCGGGUGGAGCUGCAGGACCCCAAGCUGGAGAACGGAAACUUCAAUUUGACCCUGAAGAAUGUGGCCGACUCUGACGAUGGAACCUAUGAGUGCAAAGUGUUCCAGAAGACAGAAUUCAUCUCUUUGACAAUCGUCUCCCUGAUCAUAGAGAACAAGACCACAGAAGAACAAGCCACAGAGAGCAAGAGCGAAGAUGGACAAGACAAAGAGAACAAGACCAGCAAUGAAUUGACCAUUGGACUGUCUGUUGUUGGGAUUUUAUUACUAUUUUUGUUUCUUGUUUUUGUUUUUCGUAAAAGGUUUUCAUUUGCUGCUCUUGCUAAAUGCAAGGAAAUAUGUAACAAAAAGCCAUUUGAUGUAUAUUAAAAGAAAUUCUUUUCAGAAUAAAAUUUCCUUUUUUUUGACUAAUAAAUAAUUUUUUUUUUUUUUUGAC
Messenger RNA from Salarias fasciatus (jewelled blenny), 1015 nucleotides. Its product is annotated as butyrophilin-like protein 2. Gene Ontology annotation, cellular component: external side of plasma membrane. The transcript has 3 exons. Lineage: Eukaryota; Metazoa; Chordata; Actinopteri; Blenniiformes; Blenniidae. The record is from RefSeq and is a predicted model, not a curated record. Gene Ontology annotation, biological process: cell surface receptor signaling pathway; T cell costimulation; immune response. The coding region runs from base 313 to 948 and encodes 211 amino acids.